Messenger RNA from Magallana angulata, 1499 nucleotides. Its product is annotated as meprin A subunit beta-like. Gene Ontology annotation, molecular function: metalloendopeptidase activity; zinc ion binding. NCBI's taxonomy places the organism in Eukaryota, Metazoa, Mollusca, Bivalvia, Ostreida, Ostreidae. Bases 89 to 1273 code for a protein of 394 amino acids. Gene Ontology annotation, cellular component: membrane. Gene Ontology annotation, biological process: proteolysis. The transcript is spliced from 9 exons. The record is from RefSeq and is a predicted model, not a curated record.
CUAAAUUAAUUGUAUCUUGUGAAUGCGCAUGUGCCUAGAAGAGUUAUAAAAGGGUAAAGUUCUCAAGACAGAGUGCCACAUCGUCAUCAUGUUGUCCACUACCAACAUCGUCCUCUGCUUCGCUGUUGUCCUGGGUGUGUCUGCUGUCCCCGGGCAACUCAGAAAUAUUAUCACAGACAGCAGCAGGCUAUGGGCAAAUGGAAAAGUCCCUGUUGCCUUUGACGUUAGUUUAGAUGGAUCAAUGAAAGAAAAGGUCCUGGCAGCUAUGCAGGAAAUCUCUUUUUCCACACACGCCAAUGGUAUGCCGUGUGUCCAGUUUGUUCCUAGAACACAGGAGAAGGACUACGUUGUUUUCACAUCAGUUGUCUAUGGAUCUGGAGACAGCUUGCCCGGCCGUCUUGGGGGUGUCCAGUACGUCCAUCUGUACCGUGAUGCCGCCAAGGCCGACAUUAUGCAGCUCAUCAUGUACUUGCUCGGCUUCUUCAACGAGUUCCGUCGCCCCGACAGAGAUAGCCAGGUCAUGGUCCACUACGAAAACAUUGCCCCAGAGUACCGUGGAUUCUUCGACAUUACUAACGACACAACAUUCUUCAACUACCCAUUCGACUUUGAGUCCAUUACUUUCUUCUUCCCAUACGCCUGGGCCAUUGACCCAUCCAAACCCACUCUCACCCCCAAAUACGAGUCUGUCAGCAUUCCAUACAAAGUUUCUCUCAGCAAAUACGACAUUCUUAACAUCCAAAGAGAAUACAAAUGUGGAAUUGAUAACGGAAACAAGAUCGACCUUUUGGACGGCACCGUCUCAUACUGUAACUUUGAAUUCGAUCUGUGCGAGUGGACCCAGUUGACAGAUGACGAUUUCGACUUCCAGAGAAUGAAGGGACCAUCUCCUCGUAGCAACGUCACCGGACCAAUGGCCGAUUACAGCAGUGGAACAGGCUACUACGUUUAUGCUGGGGCACAGGGUGAACACAACGAAGAUGCACGAGUUAUCUCCCCUGUUCUGAACGCCGGUGAAUACUGUCUCCGAUUUUACUACUUCCUGUACGGACAAGACAUUCACAAGUUCAGAGUGAACACAAGAGUUGGAGAUAGAGACACAGUUCUUGAUUCUUUGGAGGGCAACCAGGGAGGAAGCUGGCACACGUACUCUAAAGAUAUCACCAUGAACACAAAGUUCCAGAUUUUCUUGGAGGCCAUCAUUGGAGGAACAGACAACGGAGAUAUGGCCUUUGAUGAUGUGUACAUCUUCCGUGGACGCUGUAUAGCUUAGACAUUAUUCAAUAUAAUAUAGACUCUUCCUCUCCACUCUUAACUGAUCAAAGUCUGUUUCUAUGCAGUACUUGUAUCUUAGGUUGCGCUUGAGUUUGUGCUAAGAUUCUUUACGUAAAUGUGUUAGAGUUAAAAGGUGUCUUGCGCCAUCAUAUCGUGUACAUUUUCAUCGAAUAUUUUUUUUAUACAAAUGAAUCUUUAUUUCAAUAAAUAAAGAUACAAAUAAA